This is a messenger RNA of Dama dama (fallow deer), 3814 nucleotides long. RefSeq names its product ubiquilin 1 (gene UBQLN1). Gene Ontology annotation, cellular component: cytosol; autophagosome. Bases 194 to 1960 code for a protein of 588 amino acids. The transcript has 11 exons. Gene Ontology annotation, molecular function: polyubiquitin modification-dependent protein binding. Lineage: Eukaryota; Metazoa; Chordata; Mammalia; Artiodactyla; Cervidae. Gene Ontology annotation, biological process: autophagosome assembly; regulation of macroautophagy. The record is from RefSeq and is a predicted model, not a curated record.
CGCCCGACCCGGGCCUGCGCCGGAGCCCACGCCAAGCUCCGCGGCUCCUCGCCCGCCAGGGCGGCCCUGAGCCAGUUGUCACUGAGGCAGCGUGCCUCACAUUCUCCGCUGCCCGGCCAGGCGGGCUCUGGCGUUGCCUGGCUCCCGCUCGCUCACCCGCUCCCUCCUUUGCGCCUGAGUCACCGCCGCCGCCAUGGCCGAGAAUGGUGAAAGCGGCGGCCCUCCGAGUUCCCAGGACAACGCCGCCGCGGCCGAAGGUGCCGGCGCACCCGCCGCCAGCGCCUCCACGGAACCCAAGAUCAUGAAAGUCACCGUGAAGACCCCGAAGGAGAAGGAGGAGUUCGCAGUGCCCGAGAACAGCUCUGUCCAGCAGUUCAAGGAGGAAAUCUCUAAACGUUUCAAAUCACAUACCGACCAACUUGUGUUGAUAUUUGCUGGAAAAAUUUUAAAAGAUCAAGAUACUUUGAGUCAGCAUGGAAUUCACGAUGGACUUACUGUUCACCUUGUCAUCAAAACACAAAACAGGCCUCAGGAUCAUUCAGCUCAACAAACGAAUGCCAGUGGAACCAGUGCUACCACAUCAUCGGCUCCUAGUAGUAACUCCACAUCUGGUUCUGCCACUAGCACCCCUUUUGGUUUAGGUGGCCUUGGAGGACUUGCAGGUCUGAGUAGCUUGGGUUUGAAUACUACCAACUUCUCUGAACUACAGAGCCAGAUGCAGCGGCAACUUAUGUCCAAUCCUGAAAUGAUGGUCCAGAUCAUGGAGAAUCCCUUUGUCCAGAGCAUGCUUUCAAAUCCUGACCUGAUGAGGCAGUUAAUUAUGGCCAAUCCACAAAUGCAACAGUUGAUACAGAGAAAUCCAGAAAUUAGUCAUAUGCUAAAUAAUCCAGAUAUUAUGAGACAAACUUUGGAGCUUGCUAGGAAUCCAGCAAUGAUGCAGGAAAUGAUGAGAAACCAGGACCGAGCCUUGAGCAACCUGGAGAGCAUCCCAGGGGGAUACAACGCUUUGCGGCGCAUGUACACGGAUAUUCAGGAGCCCAUGCUGAGCGCCGCCCAAGAGCAGUUUGGUGGUAAUCCGUUUGCUUCGUUGGUGAGCAAUACGUCAUCGGGUGAAGGUAGUCAGCCUUCCCGUACAGAAAAUAGAGAUCCGUUACCCAAUCCCUGGGCUCCGCAGGCUUCUCAGAGCUCAUCCGCUUCCGGUGGCACCGCCAGCGCGGCGGGGGGCACCAGUGGCGGUGCUGCCAGUGGGACUGCUGGGCAGAGCUCUGCGCCAAAUCUGGGGCCUGGAGUAGGAGCUAGUAUGUUCAAUACACCAGGAAUGCAGAGCUUGUUGCAGCAAAUAACUGAAAACCCACAACUUAUGCAAAACAUGUUGUCGGCCCCCUACAUGAGAAGCAUGAUGCAGUCACUCAGCCAGAACCCUGACCUUGCUGCACAGAUGAUGCUGAAUAAUCCCCUAUUUGCUGGAAAUCCUCAGCUUCAAGAACAAAUGAGACAACAGCUCCCAACUUUCCUUCAACAAAUGCAGAAUCCUGAUACGUUAUCGGCAAUGUCAAACCCUCGAGCAAUGCAGGCCUUGUUACAGAUUCAGCAGGGUUUACAGACCUUAGCAACUGAAGCCCCCGGCCUCAUCCCAGGGUUUACUCCUGGCCUGGGGGCAUUAGGAAGUACUGGAGGCUCUUCAGGAACCAAUGGCUCUACUUCUGCAUCUAGCGAAAACCCAAGUCCCACAGUUGGAACCACCGAACCUGGACACCAGCAGUUUAUCCAACAAAUGCUGCAGGCUCUUGCUGGAGUGAAUCCUCAGCUACAGAAUCCAGAAGUUAGAUUUCAGCAGCAACUGGAACAGCUCAGUGCAAUGGGAUUUUUGAACCGUGAAGCAAACUUGCAAGCGCUAAUAGCCACAGGAGGUGAUAUCAAUGCGGCUAUUGAAAGGUUACUGGGCUCUCAGCCAUCAUAGCAGCAUUUCUGUAUCUUGAAAAAAAUGUAAUUUAUUUUUGAUAACGGCUCUUAAAUCUUUAAAAUACCCGCUUUAUUUCAUUUUGACUCUUGGAAUUCUGUGCUGUUAUAAACAAACCCAAUAUAUGAUACAUUUUAAGGUGGAGUGCAGUAAGAUGUGUGGGUUUCACUGUGUUUGUUUGUUUUUUGUUUUCCUGGAACAGUGGGAAUCAAUGCUUUUUCAUUUAAGGCUACUGCAUGCGUCAAACACUUAUGCGUUUAUUGUAAUUUUUAAAAAACAUAUCACCUUUUAUAGUUGGGUGAACAGAUUUUUGUCCUGCAUCUGUCCAGUUUAUUUGCUUUUUAAACAUUAGUCUCUGGUAGUAAUUUAUGUAGAAUAAAAGCAUUAAAAGAAGCAAAUCAUUUGCGCUUUAUAAUUUGUGAUACAACAUUGCUUAUCGUGACUUUGGCAUGUAUUUUUGCAAACAAAAAUGCUGUAAGAUUUAUACUACUGACAAUUUUUGCUUUAUUUGUAUACAGUGUAUGUAUGCACAUUUGGGACACCAUCUCUAGAAACAUACUACAGUAGAUCAUCUGAGCAAAACAUCUGUAAUGGGAAAAAUAAAGAUAAGGAAAUACUUCAAAGCGGAGUAUUUCUUAAUUUGUGUAGAAUCUUACAGCAUCUUUGAUAAACAUCUCAGCAAAAGUACUGGUUAGUGAGGCUUGUUGAAAAUACAGUAGAAAAACUGAUUCUGGUUGUCUCUUUAAAAAGGACGUAUUAAUUGUACAGACAAGAUGAUGUAACAUUGUCUCAGCAUUCACAGAUUGACUGUAAAUUACCUUAAUCUUUGUGCAGACUGAAGGAGCACUGUAGUAUAACCCCAAAGUGCAUUUGCCUAGGACUUUCAGCUUCUCCCAUAGGUAGUUUAACAGGCAUUACAAUUCGUAAUUGAAAUGUUGCUUUCACUGAAAGUGUCUUGAUGUUUCAGUUAUUUUUAAUCGCCAUAUAAAAAUAGAACUAUCUUCUGGGUUUAUCAGUUUUCUCAUGCACAGGCAAUACACGAAUUUAAAAUGAUUUGUGAGCCACUUGUUUCUGAAGUGUUUUGGUAGUUCUAUUAAGAAAUAGUUAAAUAUUGUGCUUUUCAGAGCCUGAGAGAAGGGGAAUUUUGGGGGUGGGGUGGGGUUCUGUCCUGGAUUGGGCCAGCCUAAAUAAUACUGGCAACCAAGAUUCUGUUAGGAUUUCUGUGCAUAUAGUGUAGUAAAGAAGUAUCAUUCAGGGGUGAAAACAAAGAGCCGUUUUAACAAUGUUGAGUACAUUUGGCUGUUCUACAGCUUUUUUCUUCCCUCCCCAAGGAAAUUCUGUUUGCCUAACUCUCAAACUAUUGGGGUGGUACAUUCCUUUAGGACCAAUUAAAACCUAACUUUGGGGUCAGUAACAUAUUUAGCUGACUCUGGUUCAGUAUUCUCUUAGGUCAUUAUAUUCUCUCAUGUACAGUUAAGGGAAAUUAAAAUGUUAAAGUAACUAAAAUUAAUUCAGACCAGUAAAAUCAAGGGAAAAUACAAGUUGAAUUCCAUUACUUCUGUCAGUUGCUUGCUAUUAAAAAAGGUAAAGAGGCAGGUUGCCCACCAUUUCGUGCACUGUUUUGACACUGUCCCCUGGAAUAAAACAGGUACAAAGGUUAAUUAAGAUGGAGGCAUGACUAAGAGGAACUUGUCAAGGAUGAUCUUUGUGUGUCUGCUCUCUCUGCCUUAUGCCUCAGUAUGGUUUUAAAACUUUUGUACUAGCGAUUGGUGGUAUGGUAUACAGUGUGGGGUAGUGUCAUAACCAGUUUGACAAUUUAUUAAUCACAAAAUAACAAUAAAUCUCUAGCUUUUA